Molecule: messenger RNA, 975 nt
Organism: Saccoglossus kowalevskii
Lineage: Eukaryota; Metazoa; Hemichordata; Enteropneusta; Harrimaniidae
Product: indolethylamine N-methyltransferase-like
Cellular component (GO): cytosol
Molecular function (GO): N-methyltransferase activity
Source: RefSeq, a predicted model, not a curated record
UUCACUUGUUCAAUUCGUUGUUCAUAGAGAACCAUGACAUCGCCGGCAACAUUAGACUGUAACGAUGACACCGCUGCAUUUGGUUUGGACACCUAUCUUAAACAUUAUUACCCAGAUUUAGACAAAUCCUCUGACGAGUCUCUGGUCAAUAUAUUUCUACUUGACAGUCUACAUGACAUUUUCAAUUCUGUGGGAGUAUCUGGCAAUCGGCUCAUUGACAUUGGUGCUGGGCCAUGCGUUUAUCAAUUCAUCUCGGCAUGUACAAAGUUCAAUGAAAUUGUUGCGACUGAUAUAGAUAAAGAUAACCAAGACGCUAUACAACGCUGGGUGAAUGAAGAUCCUGGUGCCUUUGAAUGGAAAUCAUUCGUGAAAUAUGUGUGUGAACUAGAAGGACAUCAAAAUACAGCGGACCGAGAAAAGCAAAUGCGUAAAACAAUACAAAACGUCACGUAUUGUGACUUUUCCAAAAAAUAUCCAGUUGGUUCGAGUGAUUCGCCGCUCUACGACUGUGUGCUGACAGGUUUUUGCAUUGAAUGCAUCAUCAACAGCCAACAACAAUGGGUACAAUACUUGAAGAAUGCGUCGAACCUACUCAAGAGUGGUGGGUGGUUUGUACAACUUUGCAUGCCAGCUGAUUUUUACAUGAUUGGAGAUACCCGGAUGUCAUGUUUCAAGGUUGAUGAAGAGUUUGUACUAAAGGCAUUAAAGGAGGCUGGCUUCAUGGUUGUGAAAAGUUAUCUCACGAAACACACUUCUACGCGUAGCUAUAUGAACUAUGAAUUCACAAUGGUGGUUUUAGCAAGAAAACUAUAAUAGCAAUUUCAUUUACCAUAUUGCAGUUUCAAAUAUUUACUGUAUCAAUGAACCAGGAAAAGUUGCACUACGUGUUUUAUUGCAUGUACGUUCAAAAACAACAACAUAAUGUAUCAUUGUUUGAAGUAAGCAAAAGCCAAUUAAAUUGUAAACCUGUAUGAA